UUGAAGCCCGCUACGCAUGCGCGUUCGUGACUUCUCCGCUGGAGACAUGGCGACGUCCCUGAUUUGCGGCUGUUUGACGGCUAGCCUGAGAUCUUCGGGGGCCAGAAACACUAUCAGCUCUGCUUCGAAGAUAUCUGCCGACUUACAGACUAAAGGUUCUAAGGACCUGGUGGUGAAAGCUCAGGUUCUGGCUGGAGGUAGAGGGAAGGGGACGUUUGAGGGCGGACUGAAGGGAGGAGUGAAGAUCGUCUACUCCCCAGAAGAGGCUCGGGAAAUUUCCUCUCAGAUGAUUGGUCGAAAACUGUUCACCAAACAGACCGGGGAGGCGGGUCGGAUCUGCAACCAGGUGUUUAUCUGCGAGCGCAGGUACCCGCGCAGAGAGUACUACUUCGCCAUCACCAUGGAGAGGUCUUUUCAGGGUCCUGUGCUGAUUGGCAGCUCGCAGGGGGGCGUGAACAUCGAAGACGUGGCKGCAGAAAAUCCAGACGCCAUUGUGAAAGAGCCCAUUGACAUCGUAGAGGGCAUUAAGAAGGAGCAGGCUGUCAAGGUUGCUCAGAAGAUGGGCUUCCCAGACGCUCUGGUGGACGAGGCGGCGGAGAACAUGAUCAAGCUCUACAAUGUUUUCAUCAAGUAYGACGCCUCCAUGUUGGAGAUCAAUCCCAUGGUGGAGGACUCCUCUGGUGUYGGUAUGAACACGCCUGCACUAUCUGUCACACUUCCACAGUUAACCUUUGACAGGACCAGGACAUGCAUGAGAACCAGAAAUUUGUUUUUAAUGACUUUUGUGCUAUUUAUAAUGUCAUCAAACCAAUGGGCUCCAUCAUCUCCAGUUAACGGUGCUGGUCUGGCUAUGGCCACCAUGGACAUCAUCAAGCUCCACGGCGGCACACCAGCCAACUUCCUGGACGUAGGAGGCGGGGCCACGGCCCAUCAGGUGAAUGAGGCGUUCAAACUCAUCACCUCAGACCAGAAGGUUCAGGCCAUCCUGGUCAACAUCUUUGGAGGCAUCAUGAGGUGUGAUGUCAUCGCCCAGGGCAUCAUCAUGGCUGUGAGAGACCUGGAUCUCAAAAUCCCCAUCGUAGUACGGUUACAAGGUGCGCCACGCUCACAUAAAAGAGAAGCUAAUGAUGCUGAGCGGCACACAAAGAGGGAGACGGGUGGAGGGUUUCUGCAGCACAAAAACUUCCCUCUGAUGAUUCACAUUUCCAUAAUCAGAGCUCAACAGGCGCAGCGAGGCGCCAUCAGCAGUGACUGGGGGUCUCGAGUUUGAUUGUUGUGGUGAUGAGGGAGUGAAGAUUUUCAUUAGCUAAUCUCAUUAUAUUCCACAUCUAUUGUCAUGAGCUUUUGAUUUAA
Molecule: messenger RNA, 1353 nt
Organism: Poecilia reticulata (guppy)
Lineage: Eukaryota; Metazoa; Chordata; Actinopteri; Cyprinodontiformes; Poeciliidae
Source: RefSeq, a predicted model, not a curated record